Vitrella brassicaformis is the source of this 1689-nucleotide messenger RNA. NCBI's taxonomy places the organism in Eukaryota, Vitrellaceae. The record is from the annotation of a GenBank genome assembly.
AUGAACCUGGAUCAGUCGCACGGCGGCGCAUUGAGCAAGUCUGCCCUGCAAGGUGGCGGCCUCACAGUCACGGAUACGCACAGGCCGUCUGCCCUUGAGGCCAUCGAAGCGCAACUCAAGGGAGUUGUGAGCAACAAGCAAUUCCAAGCCCUUGCGCGUGGCUCUGCCAGUGCAUCGUGGUGUGCCCCUCUGCCUCCUUAGGCUUCAUGCAGCCGCAUUUUGCUCGCGUGCACCUUGGUGGAAGCCACCAAGACAGCACAGAGACUCGAGAGUGAGCUGAGGGUGACAAGAAUGCGCAAGGGAUAUGUCCUGUCUGUACUGUUGGUGUGUGUGCAGGCGUGUUGUCGGCAUGGAUGCAGUCAGAGGCUCAGUCUGGCGAGGUGACCGGCCUGCUCCUCGUAUACGCCUCACAGCAGGCGGCCCUCUUGUUCGCAGAGGUAGGUAGAGUGAGUGUAUGACAGACACACAGACAGAUGGAGACACUCAUCUGUCUGCCUGUCUGCCUGUCUGUUGUUCUGUAGGGCCUCACUGAGCAGCUGUUCCGCCUGUUGACCAAGGUUGGCGACAUGCAGACACAAUCAGAGGUAGCAAGCGCAAUGGCCGACCAGACCAAUACUUGCAAAGAAAAGCUCGUCUGUUUUGCCUUUGUCGGCUCAACGACAACAGGGCAGCCCUGGUGAGGGGGUAGCGAAUGUCCGCAUCCUCCAAUUCACUGAGCUGGUGGGUGAGACCAGCCAGCCUCAGGGAGGCCAUCAUGUCUGUUGUGGUCUCUCUCACUCAGCACGGCGUUCGUCUGCUCCCCUUCUGGACCUCAUUCCACGUGCCGCCGCCAAAGGGUAACCACGGCACUGACACCACAAACCACGCACUUACUGCUGCCACGAUUGUCUACUACCUGGUGUUGCCCUCAGCGGCAGGUGGCGCGCAGGCUGGGGGAGACACGGGCGACGCGGAGACACCGGUCCUGGAAAAGGUAUGUACGCUGCAGGUGUGUUUUCGUGCCCGAAUCGUGCAUGGGGAGACAUCCAGGGUGUCCUGCUCGUGUGCAGGUGUGGGAGAUGUACCGUAAUCUGCUCAUCCUUGGCAGCAAACUCGGCGGCGAAACGGUCAGUCACGUACAAGGAGAGACGACCGCGGACAUACGAGGCGAAUCUGGUCAAUUUCUUGCCUGCCUGCCUGCAGAAACACAGCGCUGCUCAUGUGCUGAAAAACGUGAGAUGAACACGGCCGGCAGAGGAACGUUUUGUGUGCGAAUGUGUGUGUGUGUGUGUUUGUGUGUGGGCGGCUGGGCUGCGUCAGACCCCGCUGCUGCCGCCUGGUGAGGUGUUGGGCGAGCUGCUGAGCGGCGAGAACCACGAGGAUGCCCUCAUGUCCUACGAAGGUGGGCAAUGGCCUCACUACACCCAUGGCUGGAUGGGAUGGACGCAGCUGUCUCCUCUGCCUUUCUGUCUGUGGACUGGAUGCUUCUAUGCGUGUGUUGUGUGUCUAUAAUAGAGUUUGCUGACGUGUUCAUGUCUCCGUUCACACUCGUGCUCGAGAGUGAGCUGCUGUGGCCCAUGUUGUGACUCGCUAAUGCCUUUCCAUGCCAUGUAUGCUUCGAUGAAUACAAUGCACUUCAUGGAUGGAUUGAUGCCAGCACACACACGUGCAACUAAAUGAGUGAGUGUCUUUCGAAUAAGUCUUUAUCUA